Messenger RNA from Amphimedon queenslandica, 965 nucleotides. Its product is annotated as extracellular calcium-sensing receptor-like. The coding region runs from base 228 to 965 and encodes 245 amino acids. Gene Ontology annotation, molecular function: G protein-coupled receptor activity. Gene Ontology annotation, cellular component: membrane. NCBI's taxonomy places the organism in Eukaryota, Metazoa, Porifera, Demospongiae, Haplosclerida, Niphatidae. The record is from RefSeq and is a predicted model, not a curated record. Gene Ontology annotation, biological process: G protein-coupled receptor signaling pathway. The transcript has 2 exons.
UGUUUUUUUCCUUUUUAUUAAUUUUUCAGUCUGUACGGAGUAGUGAUGUACAGUUUCAAUAUGACACUCCUCCUGAAUCAAUACUCACUACUGAUGGAGGCAGUAGGAUCAAUGGAGUACAGGAUCGGAGAGGAAAGGACAUCAUUUUGGGAGGAUUGUUCACAGUGCAUAGAGAUGCAGAAGGAUCUGCUGGUGCUAAGUGUGGUAACAAAGUCUGGGGCUAUGGUAUGGACACUUUAGAAGCAAUGUUCUAUGCACUGGACAGCAUAAACAGUGACCCUGAUCUAUUGCCUAAUAUAACCCUUGGAUAUGAUAUCAGAGAUACUUGUCAAAGCAAGAACAUAGCUCUUAAUGAAAGUUUCAGCUUUGUCUUUACAAAUACUGAUACUGAAUCUGGUACUUGCAGAUCAUUAGAAGCAUCAGGUAAUGACUCUAUUCAAAUACCAGUAGCAGCAACAAUUGGUCCUUUGGAAAGCUUCAUAUCCAUUCCAGUGGCUAACUUCUUUCAUCUUUUUCAAAUGCCUCAAGUCAGUUAUGGCUCCACAUCAACCGAAUUAAAUAAUCGUGAUCAGUAUGGAUACUUUUUCCGGACAAUACCUGCACAUGAUACACAAGCAGAGACUAUGAUUGACAUGAUGCUGUAUUAUAAAUGGGAUCAUGCUUCAGUCAUAUACUCUGAUAAUCUGUUUGGUGAUUCAUUUUAUCACCAUUUCCUCUCAGUUGCAAAGGCUAAAGAAAUCUGCAUUGAUGCCAAUGAGCUGAUAAGAGAUGACUUUGAUGAUUCAGACUACCGUAAGUUGGUAGAAUUACUAUUCCAAAACACGACAGCAAAUGUGAUUGUACUAUUAGCAACUUCAGAUCAUGCUGACAAUUUCAUCAAACAUGCACGAAUUGUAAAGGAAAACAAUAUUGCUCACAGAAACAUUGUGUGGAUUGCAUCCACGGGAUCUGCUGAAGUAGUCUAA